Molecule: messenger RNA, 1125 nt
Organism: Cygnus olor (mute swan)
Lineage: Eukaryota; Metazoa; Chordata; Aves; Anseriformes; Anatidae
Product: histone H3.3A
Exons: 4
Coding region: 206-616 (136 amino acids)
Cellular component (GO): nucleosome
Molecular function (GO): protein heterodimerization activity; structural constituent of chromatin; DNA binding
Source: RefSeq, a predicted model, not a curated record
GGGGCCCGCCCCUCGCUAGGCGGCCAUCUUCCAAUUGUGCUCCCGGCCGCCGCCGCCGCCAGCAGCAGCCGCCGCAGCUCCGGCUCCUCCUCGCGCCCGCCCCCUCCCCGCCCACCGCCCUCCCACCCUCCUCCCUCCCUCCCUCCCGCACGGCAGCCGCGCUCGCCCAGCGGACGGGGUGUAAGUCAGCGACGUCGGCAGGAGCAUGGCCCGCACCAAGCAGACCGCCCGCAAGUCCACCGGCGGCAAGGCGCCCCGCAAGCAGCUGGCCACCAAGGCGGCGCGCAAGAGCGCGCCCUCUACCGGCGGGGUGAAGAAGCCGCACCGCUACAGGCCAGGUACUGUGGCUCUCCGUGAAAUCAGACGCUAUCAGAAGUCUACUGAACUUUUGAUCCGCAAACUUCCCUUCCAGCGUCUGGUGCGUGAAAUUGCUCAGGACUUCAAAACAGAUCUGCGCUUCCAGAGCGCUGCUAUCGGUGCUUUGCAGGAGGCAAGUGAAGCCUACUUGGUUGGCCUGUUUGAAGAUACCAACCUGUGUGCUAUCCAUGCCAAACGUGUCACAAUCAUGCCAAAAGAUAUCCAGCUAGCACGCCGCAUACGUGGAGAGCGUGCGUAAACUUCACCACGAUGGGUUUGUCAUUCUUGAAGCAAAAUAUUCUUCCUGUUAUUGGUAGUAAUGAACGUUAGAUAUUUUUUCCAUGGGGUUAAAAGGUACCUAAGUAUAUGGUUGCAAAUGGAAAAAUAGGGGACAGAAUUGGUAUUGGCAAGUUUUUUUCCAUUUUCAUUUGUGUGUGGAUUUUUAAUAUAAAUGAGGGGGCAUAAAACAUCAAUGCAGGCAAAAAAAAAAGUCUCAGUGAACAAGUUUCAACAAUUCAGCUUUAUAAAAAUUAUAAAUAAACCUGUCAAAUUUUUUCUGGACAAUGCCAGCAUUUGGAUUUUUUUUAAACAAGUAAAUUUCUUAUCAAUGGCAACUAAAUGGUGUUUGUAGCAUUUUUAUCAUACAGUAGAUUCCAUCCAUUCACUAUACUUUUCUAACUGAGUUGUCCUACAUGCAAAUACAUGUUUUUAAUGUUGUCUGUCUUCUGUGCUGUUCCUGUAAGUUUGCUAUUAAAAUACAUUAAAUGA